Amaranthus tricolor (Joseph's coat) is the source of this 1402-nucleotide messenger RNA. Its product is annotated as gamma carbonic anhydrase 1, mitochondrial. Bases 213 to 1031 code for a protein of 272 amino acids. The transcript has 5 exons. The record is from RefSeq and is a predicted model, not a curated record. NCBI's taxonomy places the organism in Eukaryota, Viridiplantae, Streptophyta, Magnoliopsida, Caryophyllales, Amaranthaceae.
GAGCCUCACGAACCUAACCAAGACUAUUGAUCGUAUCCGAAUCCACACAAUUGGAAUCGAUCUCUUGUCCUUUUCGUCGUGUACAAUUUUGUUCAUUUCCUCUUCUCAACUUCUCUCUUUUCUCUUCGUAUUCCCCAUUUCUUCUACUCAUAAACCCUAAUAUUUCCCCCUUUUUGAAACAAAAUCAUUCCUAGUUAUACGCGUAGAUCAAAAUGGGUACCCUAGGAAGAGCUAUUUACACUGUAGGAUUUUGGAUCAGAGAAACUGGUCAAGCUAUCGAUCGUCUUGGAUGUCGUCUUCAAGGCAAUUACUAUUUUCAGGAGCAAUUAUCUCGGCAUCGGACCCUUAUGAAUGUUUUUGACAAAAGGCCCAUUGUUGACAAGGAAGCAUUUGUGGCACCUAGUGCAUCUGUAAUUGGCGAUGUGCAGAUUGGACAUGGUUCUUCCAUCUGGUAUGGAUGUGUCUUGAGAGGUGAUGUGAACAGAAUUAGCAUUGGAUCUGGGACCAACAUUCAAGACAACUCUCUUGUUCAUGUGGCAAAAUCUAACUUAGCCGGGAAGGUAUUGCCGACCAUAAUUGGAGAUAAUGUUACUGUAGGUCAUAGUGCUAUCUUGCAUGGCUGUACUGUUGAUGAUGAGGCAUUUGUGGGCAUGGGUGCCACUUUACUCGAUGGAGUAGUUGUUGAAAAGCAUGCUAUGGUUGCUGCCGGUGCCCUUGUUAGACAGAACACUAGAAUUCCUUCUGGACAGGUUUGGGGUGGCAAUCCAGCCAAAUUUCUUAGGAACCUUACAGAGGAAGAGAUGGCUUUCAUUUCUGAAUCUGCCUCUAAUUAUUCUAACCUUGCGCGGGUUCAUGCUGCUGAGAAUGACAAGGGCUUUGAUGAGAUUGAAUUCGAGAAGGUGUUGCGUAAGAAAUAUGCCAAGAAAGAUGAGGAAUAUGACUCUAUGAUCGGUAUUGUGCGAGAAACACCACCAGAACUCAUCCUACCUGAUAACAUUCUACCUGAUAAAAAUGCGCAAAAGUCUUCAUAGAUCAGGCUUUUCAGCAACGCUCGUGGCAUUGCUGGGCGUUGUUAGUGUUAUUUAGUCAGCUAUGCUCAAAUAUUACCAAGGAUGGCUGCCUCACUUCCAAUAAUUCAAAGUCCAGACAGUUGUUUGCUUAUAAUUUUAGGUUUGAUAUCCAUUCGGUUUUUGUUGUAAGAGAAUUUUGAUUCCUUGCGCUAUGUAAUUCUAAUGUUAAGACUAUUCUUUUAGGAUGUCAGUUCAUCUACUUAUCUUGCAGGCAAUGAAAAUAAUUGGCGUUUAUUGACUUGUAAAACCAGAAAUUGUACUGUAAGGAAGUAGAACUAGAAACUUAUUUGAUUGCCAAAUUAUACUUCGUACGGAAUUACCAUUAUGAAAAA